Molecule: messenger RNA, 5743 nt
Organism: Boleophthalmus pectinirostris (great blue-spotted mudskipper)
Lineage: Eukaryota; Metazoa; Chordata; Actinopteri; Gobiiformes; Gobiidae
Gene: sik3
Product: SIK family kinase 3
Exons: 16
Coding region: 42-2540 (832 amino acids)
Source: RefSeq, a predicted model, not a curated record
AAUGUUUUUUGGUUUUUUUUUAUUUUCAGCCUGAUGGUAGCAUGGCUCUAGACAGUGACGAAGGAGAGGAACCUUCUCCAGAAGCAAUGGCUCGAUAUCUGUCGAUGAGGAGGCACACAGUGGGGGUUCCAGACCAAAGGACGGAGGGGCAGGAGGACCUCCAGAAGCUGCCCCCUGGUUUCCCUCGAGGGGUGGUACCACAACCACCCUUCCCCACUCUGGCUCCCACUAUGGGCCAAAUGCAUACGCUCAUGCCCACUCAGAGCCUGCAGCCCACACAGCAGCUGGAAUACAAGGAGCAGUCCUUAUUACAGCCGCCCACCCUGCAGUUGCUCAAUGGCAUGGGACCACUCGGGCGCAGAGCCUCAGACGGUGGGGCAAACAUUCAGCUUCAUGCACAGCUCCUCAAGAGGCCCCGGGGCCCCUCUCCUUUGGUCACCAGUCCUGUGGGACACCCAAUCCCUGUGGCUCCUGUGGAUGAGGAAGGCUCAGACGGCGAGCCUGACCAGGAGGCUGUGCAGAGGUACCUGGCGAACCGCACCAAGCGGCACACGACGCACACGCCCAUGAGCACAACGCAUGGCGAGCCCUCUGCAGAGGCGCAGCGGCCCCAGGGCCCCCGCCAGAGGGCACUGUGGGCCCCCGACAUACACAUUCGGUCGAAUUAUAAGGACACUCUUCACCUGCCCAUGGAACGGUUCUCUCCUGUGCGGCGAUUCUCAGAUGGAGCUGCCACCAUCCAGGCCUUCAAAGCCCAACUGGAACACAGCAGCCUCAUCAAGCAACUCAAGCAGGAGUGUGAGCAGCUUCAGAAGAUGUACGCUGCACAUCAGGAUGAGAAGAUCCUGGAGCACACCCAGCAGCAACAUAUUCUCUACCAGCAAGAGCAACAGCAAAUCCUCCACCAGCAAAUCCAGGGUCUGUCUUUAGGCCACGGAGAGAGCCAGCCCAGUCAUCUAACCCACCAGCUGCAGAGGCUCCGCAUCCAGCCCUCCAGUCCUCCUCCAACUCACCCCAGCAACCAUCUAUUCAGACAGCCCAACCAGAGUCCCCCGCCUGGCUCUGCCGCCUUAAUGCAAGGACACGGAGGUCCUUCACAAGUGCAGUACGGAGCCCCAGCACUUUAUCAGGGCCAGAGUGGAAGCCCGCCGCCCACAGGUUUACCACGAGUGUCUCUCUCGCCCAAUCAGCAAGCAGCAUCCGCCCGCCCCGCAGUCCCACUGGCACAGGGGGUACCUCAACAACAGCAGGUGACGAUCCAGGUGCAGGAGGUGGAGCUGGGGGGUGGGGCUCAGCGACCGGGCGGUUUUCUGGCAACACCAUGUCACAGGGUCCUGGGGAAACAGCUCAGUGCAGACAAUGCAGAGACGCACAGUCGCAGUCUGGGCCGCUUCACUUCAGCCUAUGACCAGGCCCAGUUCAACCCUCACCUCUUCUCUGGCGACGCUGCCUCUCGGGGAGCCUCUGGGGUGGUUGGCUCCUACAGUCCGUACCUACAGGGCACCUCUCUCAAAGUUCCUGGGCUGGAGGGGUACCAGAGUGGGGCAGUCGGGGGCAAUUAUGGCGCCCCGUCUGCACUACAACAGGCUUUGCUCUCCCCUACCCCCAUAGACUACCGUCCCCCUCAGCAACACGUCACCCCCACCCUCCAGGGCCUCCUCUCCCCACGCCACUCUUUAACAGGACAUGCAGAUCCCAGGCUGAACCCACAAGACCUGGCUGCACUGUUGAAAAGGCAGACCCCACGACAAGGUACAGCACCCCCUACCCCUCCCAGCAGUACCCCACAGGACUACGGGGAAAUGCUGCUACUUCGCCAGCUCAGCCAAGGGGAGAGCCUAGAGCCACCCUCUCAGCAGCCCGCUCAAACAAACCAACACUAUCAUCACCUGCUACAAAUAAGAUCCCCAGAUGUCCAGCCACAGACCCUCCCCUCCCAGCCUGCCCUGCCCCAUUCGGAGAGCAUGGAAGAAGACGAGGUGCCCACACCCUUCCACCACCCUCACGAGGGACUGCUGGCCAAAGCGGGAGAGGGGCAUGAACUACUAGGCCCGCCCAGAGGAGGAACGCCCCCAUACAACUCCCCUACACACAGGCACGGAUACAUUAGAAACGCCCCAGCAAAUAGAGAAUCUGAGCAUGUGGACUGUCGAGCCGGGGGGCAGGCCAUGGAGGUCCCUGAUCAUAACGGUGUGGGCUACUCCAGAUCGCAGCAGGGUGACGCAUAUAGGUCCCGUGGACAGCUUCAGCGCCACCACACCAUCCAGACGGCAGACGAUGCUUACGACCAGGCAGAUCCCAUGUCGGGGAUGAGUCUUUUGGCCGGAAAAGCCCUCAGCUCAGCGCGCAUGUCUGACAUCCUCAGCCAGACGUCGCUCACAGGAAGCCAGCAGCUGCACCAGCGAGAGGAGUCCGUGUGUGAUGUUGAAGGAGAGCUACAUGCGGCGGCCGCCUGUUAUCCCUCAUCCUGCACCAGUGACAUGCUCCUCAGCUACAAGCCCCCAGACCUGCAGUACAGCAUGGAGCAGGCCGGGGUCUAGCACAGGUGGAUGUGUAUCCUGUGUACAGCGGUCCAUAUCAGCCAUCCUGAGUUGAGCAGCAUCACGCCUCACCACCGUCGUCGGCCCGAGCGCUCCGUGUGUCUGUCCCAUUUGUUUUGGGGGGUCUGCGUGAGGGGGGUGGGUGAUUUGGGGAUGGGAGGGGGGUGUACAUAACAUACGGGUGGGACCUUCUUCAGUUCAAAGGUCAAAGGUCAAAGUGCCAGCAUCUUCUGCACAGACAUCCAGCACUCAUUGCCACUGGCUGUCCAUAGAUUUACAUUUUCAGGGGGUCGCCACACUUGCCCCAUCUCGUUGUAUUCUGAAUCGGACCCUACUCUGCCCCUGUCUACGCCUCUUCUUUUCAGUGUGCCUGUCUAUAUCAGCAUGGACAGUCAUUCUCACACCAAUACACGAUGUUGCCACAAACCCAAAGUAUUGAGUUCAGACCUGGCUUUUGUCCAGAAAACUACGAGGUUCAGUCCGCUCCCCUUUUGCGUUCCUGUGGCGAUCAUUCCCGGGCGGAUUCUAACCUCGAAUUAUUGGACUAAAAGCAGGAAGUGGUGCGUUUCAUUUUCGGGAUCUGUAUUUCCAAAGAUGGUUAAUCAACAUCGCACAGGACAUACCAGCUCUCUUCAUACGUGUUACUUUAGUUUGUUUGUUUUAUUUUGAAAUUCAUUUUUGCAGCCAAUGUUCGUGUAGGCAUUAGUGUAUGGUCAAUAUUGUUACUCUUACUGUUUUCUGUAAAGAACUUUUAUUAUAUUAAUUAUAUUAUUAUUAACAGAAAAACAGUACUGUGUUGCAAGGAAGAAAUUGUUCUCUAUUACUUAACUAAUUCUGCACUUUCUUUCAAACUACCCUAUUGUCUGUUACAGUGCCCACUGUUGACGCCCCCUCUUCAAUGCCAUAACCCUGCUUACAUGCAUUUCCAUACUGCUUUCUCCUUUCCAUGUCAAAGUGAAAGUGUAUUGCAUUGUGGGUAGUUUUACCAAACAUUUGCUCCUCCUACUUUCCUUGUACAGUUAUGCGAUGUAUAGAGCGCUAUUGCCAUUUCUGUAUGUAAUCUAACUUUUUAUUUUUUUUGUUUGUUUUUAAAGUCGUCUGAGAGGCUUUUUUAUAUUAUUUUUUUGGUCAUUUGUAAUUUUUGGAACAUCUUUACCAUGUUACUUUUUUGUUUAAUGAACCUUGAGAUUUCUAGCCAAAAGAGGACAGAGAGAAGAGGCUCUUUCUGUGUUGUAAAAGAUUGUUCUUAUUGUUUUAAUAUUAUUCUAUUGAGACACUUGAAUAAGAGGAGAGUAAUUAUUUUGUGUUGCUUUUAAAAGUAUCAUUUCAAAAGUUGUUGAUGUUGUAAAACGUCAUUCUCGUCAAUGUUUUUGGGGCCUGUUUCUGUUUUGAAAAGGUUUGUGGCAGGCUAUACAGGGUCAGACAUUUUGGGGGCUGUGGGAUGGAUGGGUGCUAUUACAAAAAGACUUCUUCAACAAAAAAGAUGAAAAAAAUGUCCAUUAAAAGCAAGGAAAUAACUUGUAAAAUAGCUGACAUAUCAUCUUUAAUGUCACGAUGUGGACACAGACAAACCAUUUCUGUUCAUGCUGUCCCUGCUUCAAGCCUGUACCAUCUUCUCUUGCUUUGAAUGACGCCUUAUGGACCAGACAGGACCCCUCCUCCUUCCAGGCUAGCAUUGUUACAACCAAGGAGGACACUACUAUUAUUAUUACAUUUUCUGCUUCAUUUUGCAUAUUUUACCUUUUGCUCCCCUCAAAAAGCCUGGGAAAGAUGCAUUGAAAAGUGAGAUUUCUACCCAGUGGAUGGUUGAAAGGAUCUAUAGAACUGCACUUGCCUCCUUUUAACAUAAGGAGGUAGGAAAGGAAAUGAAUGGACUUAAAAAGCAAAACCAAUACAAUACAUGGCCGUGUUUGUGGCUUUGGACCUCAGCUUCAUUGUGAAAAGCUACAGGAGCCCUUGAUGUUUUAUAUUAAUUUAAUUUUGCUUCUUCUCAUUAAGCAUCACCCCAGGAUUGGGCCAGAAAGAGAUUUAAGGCUAUAGAUUUUUACUGUAAACAAUAUACUGUAAUAUGUUAUAUGUUAUAUAGAGCUGUAGGAGGUCUCAAUGACAUCUGUGCUUCCCAUGUACCUGUCUAUAUCUGAUGCACAAUUUACUUUCCUUCAUUUGAGUGGCUGAGCUGUAAUUAUAAUAACACUUAUAUUAUAAUUUAGUUUUUCAUGGCUAUUACGGAAAUAUAAUAUGUAUUUUCAGUGAUAUUUUCAUGGGUCAUUUCAGACCGUGAUAAGAGUAAAGUACUGACAGUAGCAAAAGUUAUCCCUUAUUUAUAUUGUCACGCUUUGUGCUAACUUUCAUGUUAUGUGGAAAUACUACAAACUAUAUUGGCUAAUACUAAGUAAAUAAUGUACUUAGUCAUGGUUGUUUGCAGUAUAUUCUUUUAGUGGAAUACUGUUACUUGAGUGUAUAUAUUUUUUUUCAUACAAAAUUGGGCAAAGUAGGUUUUAAUAUCACAAUAUUUGAUUCGAUGCUAAUGCAAGACAAUAAAACUAAAGAGAAUAUAGUAUAAUAGACUAUAGUACUGUAUGUUUUGGCGAUAUCAGGUUUUCAUCUUUUCAUGCUUGUGUGUGUAAAGCCUAAUACUCUGAAAGUUUUACCUAAUUCUCAGUGUUAGGCUAGGUUUAUGAAAUUUCCUGAAAUUUUAAAUAGGAAUAUUGCAUAUGCUUGUAUACAGCUAAGUUCAAAAUUAGGUUGUGAUUCUUGUGUGGGUGGAAUUUAAAACUUUGCCUACUCUCAAUUUUGUAUUUGGGACAAGCAAAAGAGUCCUUUGUGACUCAUUGUGGCUGUAUUGUAGUUUAAAAUAUUAUUAGGAUUUAUUAGUUUGGUAUAGACUUUCACACUUGCCGCAAACAGACACUUGUAUAUGGGAAGCACAGUUGAAUGCUGGGAAAAGAGUUGUAUUUGAACCUGAAUGGCCCUUUCCUGCUAAACCCCUUUCUGUUCGCAACAAGGCAACUCUCCGCUCCACGCCUGUUUCCUAAUUUUAAUUUAAUGUUUUUAUUUCAUUUUUUAUUGAGUUCAUUUUGUCCCUUUUCUGUUUAUGUUCAUUUGAGUACAAAUACUAAAGUGCAACAAUGAUUAAAAAGAAUAUCAACCAAACUGAGAUGAAUAAAUAAAUAUAUAUAAAUAAAGAAAUAAUUUAAAAAGGA